Molecule: messenger RNA, 951 nt
Organism: Saprolegnia diclina VS20
Lineage: Eukaryota; Oomycota; Saprolegniomycetes; Saprolegniales; Saprolegniaceae
Exons: 2
Coding region: 13-915 (300 amino acids)
Molecular function (GO): metal ion binding
Source: RefSeq, a predicted model, not a curated record
CGUGCAUUGACCAUGGUGCUGCCCGUGAGCAUUGUGCGUGCUGGCGUUGAAGCGUCGGUGGUUGACCGCCUCUCGCGCCCGAUCAAAGACGUCUCGAGUCGUCACAGCGACGACUGUGCUGUCUGCGCCAAAUUGUUUACGAGCUUUCGAUACCCACACGUCUGCCGCUUGUGUGCCAACGUCACCUGCGGCGCCUGCACCGAGCGCGUCUCAGUCGAGCGUCCCAGUGCCCGAAAGCAGCGAACCGAUGCGUUGGCGCUGCAUACACGCGUCUGCAAGGACUGCUUCUUUCGCACCUUCCACGGCCGACGCAAGUCGAUCGCGAGUACAGAGGCGCGCAUCGAGCUCUCGAGCGGUGCCGACCGACCGUACUACUACCCCGACGCCAACCUCCAGUUUACAGGGACGCUGCAGCUUCCGCCACGUAUCAUGCUCGCGACAACAAGCCCACCGGCGACGAACCGCCAAGCCUUCGGCGCCCUCGCCGCCUACGACGAGCUCGAGACCCAGCGGGAAGAGCGCCUCGACAUUCUUGUGGCGCUGGCGCGUAGCGCGUACAACUGCCCGAUUGCCAUCGUGACGCGCCUCGACACGACGCACAGGAUGCUCACGGUUCAAGCGCGCAGCGGGUGGCACGUCGAGAGGUUCGACGCGGAGCGUAUGCUCGGCCAGCACGCACUGGGCGACGUCACGGUGCUUUUGAACGCGCUGCGUGACGGCUACGCGUCCCACCCGCUCGUGCACGCGCCGCCUUAUCUUCGUUUCUAUGCCUCUGCACCCAUCUAUAGCUCGUCAGCGCACCGCGCCGUCGUGGGACUCCUUUUCGUUGCCGACACGCUGCCUCGCCAGCGGUGCGACGCUUCUCGGUUGGUCAACCUCGCCAGUAUCGCGGCCCCCAUCGUAGCGGACAUGUAGCUACCUCUCGCUUGUGAAUCGCACGUUGUUUGCGCA